Messenger RNA from Juglans regia (Persian walnut), 3928 nucleotides. Its product is annotated as ubiquitin carboxyl-terminal hydrolase 17-like. Gene Ontology annotation, molecular function: cysteine-type endopeptidase activity; cysteine-type deubiquitinase activity. The transcript is spliced from 11 exons. The coding region runs from base 456 to 3806 and encodes 1116 amino acids. Gene Ontology annotation, cellular component: nucleus; cytosol. The record is from RefSeq and is a predicted model, not a curated record. Lineage: Eukaryota; Viridiplantae; Streptophyta; Magnoliopsida; Fagales; Juglandaceae. Gene Ontology annotation, biological process: protein deubiquitination.
AAUAAAAUUCCUUUCCCCCGACCAGAACAUGUCCUAUUUCGCCAUCGUACGAACAGAACAAUGAUAUUUUAAAGGACUUUUAACAUUAAACACUGUUUACUUUCUUAUUAGUUUGUUUGUUUUCCUAAAAUCUCGAUCUAUUUUUUCCUAAUUUCCGAUUUCCGAAUCCACGGGUCCUUUCAAUUCUUAUCACUCUCGGCUCACUUCCUUCUCUGAAAUUCCCUGUCAUAGUCCAAGUAUUUACCCAGCAACACUCUAUUUCUCUCUCACUCUCUCUUUCUUUUUAUUUGUUGAAUUUCAGAAAUUGUCACCGUCAGUCGCUUCCGAUCGGUUCAGAUUCUGCAUGCGUAACCAACGGUGCCAUAACCAGCGCGACCGGCGAAUCUUUAUGCGCCGUGGAGAUUUGAGGGUUUCGGGGUUUUUCUGUUUCUGGAUGCGUGUUGAGUGCAGGGUAAAUGCGUGAUUCCGGGUAUUUUUUAGGGUUUCCGGGCCUGGUGCUUGUUGCUUGCCUGGUCGCCCCGGUGAUCGGGUUCAUAAUUAGGAGAAAAUGGCUGCACGCCUUGGCCAGAAAGGAGGAGAUCAAGCGGCUAUUGGUGCUGGCCGCCGAUGAGGCAGCAAGAGCCGAGCUUGAGGCGACCGCUGGCUAUGGUUUCGGUGCCGACUGUGCCGUUCCGAUGUCAACGAGUUAUUAUCAGUGCGCCGUGUGUUAUUCCCCUACCACUACCCGGUGUGCCCGGUGCAAGGCCGUCCGAUAUUGCUCUGGAAAAUGCCAGAUAAUCCACUGGCGACAAGGUCACAAGGAGGAAUGUCAUCCUCCCAAUAUCACUCAACAGAUAAAUGAAGUGGGAAGCAAGCUGACAGAUCAAGACGGCCAUGAAAUCAAUUGUGACAGUUUUGAGACUGAAGGCAGGUGUCGCCCAAACCCAAUAGAAACAUUUACUGGGGAACCUGUUUUUUCUAAGCCUGGCGGCUCUCCUGAAUCUCCACAUGAGAAGGUUGAUGAUACAAAAGCUGAGUUUCUACAAGAUAGUAAAGGAACUAAUUCUGAUUCUGAAACUUCUAGUGUGUCAUUUUCUGGAUUUUCUGCUUCAACUACCAAUGGUGAAUCUGAUGAUGUUUCUGUGGGUGAGAGCACAGAUUCAAAUGAGUCUGGGGGAUCAGAUGUACAUCUCUCUGUUGAUAAUCCCGUUGACAGGCCUGAUACCUCUUUUAUUACUAAGAACAUGAAUCAAAGCCAGCCAUUGUCUCCUAAGUUUGCUAGUUUAGUUUAUUCUGUUGAUCAUCUUACCAAAGUAAGUAACUUAAAUCAGACUAAAUCCGAUUGUAGUGAUAGAGAAAAUGAGUGCACAUCAGCCAGUUCUUUAGGUUUGGGAAGUAUUCGCUUGUGUGAGGAUUCAAAUGUUGAGCAUGGUAAAGUGUCUUCUGGUUUCUGGGGGACGACUCUCGACCCCAUUGGGUCCACAAUUGAUGCAUCUGACAAAUCUGCUCUGUCAAAUUCCCAUGGGUUCGGUGAUGCCAAAUUAUCUCAUUCUGGAUCUGUCUUACGUUUUUCAUUCAACUUGUCUGAAACUACUCCUUUACAUGAACAAGGUGCUGGGGUAAAAGGCAUUCUAGCAGAUGAUGCUCUUCCAUGUGCUUCACAGAUCACUAAGUUUGUUCAUGGAGCAGCUUCAUCAGAAAAUAUUAGUGCUGAUGCUCCAAAGGUGGUCAAACACUCUGCAUCAUUGAACCAUGGAGGAUCUGGUCGUACAGAUAAUGAAACUAGCUUUGAAGUUAAAUCUAUGCCAUCUUCCUCUUCACAUGUUCAUCUUUCUUCAAGCAUUAUUGGGAAUUCAAGAAGUACAGAUGCUUUGAAUGUCAGUAACUUGCCAUCUUUGAGAUCUGAAAGUUUGAAGCACGGUGCUGAUGACCCUGCCAGUACUUCCCAUCUCUUGAAGUCCAGAGAAGUGGGAUGUUUAUCAUCUAGUGCUCAAGGGUCUUCAGUUCCUGUGAUUAAACCUGGAAAGGUUGAUGGUGUUCACACUAGUGCUGCUGUAUCCUCUGAGGUUAGGAGUUCUUCUCCAAAUGCUAGGAGUGGCUUAAAAACAUCUGUACGGAAGGUUGUUGAUCAGUUCAGAGUAUCUAAAUUGUCGAAAGAUGUCCCAGUGGGCAAUGGGGGUGGGGUUUCUGGAAGAUACACCGACAAGGGAAUCUUUCCAUACGAACUGUUUGUCAAGCUCUAUAAUUGGAACAAGUUGGAGUUGCGUCCCUGUGGUCUUAUAAAUUGUGGGAACAGCUGUUAUGCUAAUGCUGUGCUCCAGUGCUUGGCAUUUACCCCUCCUCUAACUGCUUAUUUUCUUCAGGGGCUUCAUUCAAAAGCAUGUGUGAAGAAAGAAGGGUGUUUCACCUGUGAGUUUGAAAGUUUAAUAUUAAAGGCAAAGGAGGGGAAUUCUCCACUCUCUCCUAUUGGGAUACUUUCACAACUACAAAAUAUUGGAAGUCAGCUUGGUCAUGGGAGAGAAGAAGACGCCCAUGAAUUCCUGAGGUAUGCCAUUGAUACAAUGCAAUCUGUUUGCCUCAAGGAAGCUGGGCUAGAUGCAUCAGGCUCUCAGGAAGAAGAAACCACUCUUAUAGGCCUUGCAUUUGGAGGUUACCUCCGAUCCAAGAUUAAAUGCACGAAGUGCCAAGGCAAGUCCGAGCGGCAGGAAAGGAUGAUGGAUCUCACCGUCGAGAUAGAAGGAGAUAUAGAAACCCUGGAAGAGGCCCUUCAUCAAUUCACGGGUACUGAGGUUUUGGAUGGUGAAAACAAGUACCAAUGUAGCAGAUGCAAAUCUUAUGAGAGGGCAAAGAAGAAACUAACAAUAAUGGAGGCUCCGAAUAUCCUUACAAUUGCGCUGAAGCGCUUUCAGUCAGGUAAAUUUGGGAAGCUCAAUAAGCCAAUUCGAUAUCCUGAGAUCCUGGACUUGGCACCGUUUAUUAGUGGGACAAGUGAUAAAUCACCGAUAUAUAGGCUUUAUGGAGUGGUGGUCCAUCUGGACAUUAUGAAUGCAUCCUUUUCUGGUCAUUAUGUGUGCUAUGUUAAGAAUGUCCAAAACAAGUGGUUCAAGAUUGACGAUAGCACUGUAACGCCUGUGGAACUUGAAAGGGUCUUGACAAAAGGGGCAUACAUGCUUCUAUAUGCCAGGUGCUCACCAAGGGCUCCACGGUUAAUAAGGAAUAGAAUGACAUCUUCUGACCCCAGACAUAAGGCCAUCCCUUCCUGGAUCAAUGGGAAAAACACUAUAUCCAAACCAAGGGCUGCCCAGAUUUUUCCCGGUUCGAUUCCUCCAGACAGUUCCACCAGCUUUGGAUCUUUUUACUCGAGGUUCCUCCGGCUGCAAAGAAUACUAGAAGAGGACUCAUCAAGUGAUAAUUCUUCCCUUAUCAGCAGCAACUCCGAUGAAGGUUCCUGCAGCACUGAUAGCACCCGCGAUUCUACCAGCACCGACGAAUUAUCUGACUUCAUAUUUGGUGAUUCAGGACAGAGAUGGAACAGUCCUUCGGAUUCUGAUACUUCAUCUACUUCUUCCUCUCCCUCUCCCUCUCCCUCUCCAUGGAGUCAUUCACCCCCUUCUUAUUCGGAGCAGUCUGCCACCCAUGGGUCUCCAGCCGAGGGAAAUGUUCAGUUUUUGCAUUCGGAUACGACUAGAAAUUGUAGAAAGUUAGUGACUAGUAGUAGUAGUAGUAGCUGUAGGAAGAGCGACUCAGAGAGAUUAGGAUCUAACCCAUUCCACGAUGUAAACUCAGGCAUAUCUUUUAGAAAAUCAACGAGGGAAAGAACAGAUUAAACAUCUGGUUAUAAUACAUCUAGUUAAUGAGUGGUAAAUAACAGUUUAGAAGGUAUUGCAUGUAAUAUAACUCUUGUACCUUGCUCUAUUUAACGGAAUCAGAUAUAACCAUUUUUUUGUGA